Molecule: messenger RNA, 2310 nt
Organism: Oryzias melastigma (Indian medaka)
Lineage: Eukaryota; Metazoa; Chordata; Actinopteri; Beloniformes; Adrianichthyidae
Gene: lemd3
Product: LEM domain containing 3
Biological process (GO): negative regulation of BMP signaling pathway; nuclear envelope organization
Cellular component (GO): nuclear inner membrane
Molecular function (GO): chromatin DNA binding
Source: RefSeq, a predicted model, not a curated record
AAAUCCGACAUAGAAGAAGAAAGCUUUUAUUUUUCUUUUAAACCGAGAUGGCGUCGGCGCAGUUAACGGACGAGGAGCUUUUUACGCAGCUAAAGCGCUUAGGUUUCACUCCGGGCCCCGUUACGGAAAACACCCGCCCGGUUUAUUUGAAGAAACUGAAAAAGCUUCGCGAGGAGCAGCAGCAGCGGGGAUCCAGAGGGGUGAAAAGCCGCGCUAGCGCAGCUGCUAGCACAGCGGUUAGCAUCGCGGCGCCGAGGCCCAGUAGACAUGACGUCACGCAGUCGAGCGCCAUCAGAAAGCCGGGCCGGAAGUCGUCUGUCCUCGGCUUCAGCUCCGACGAGUCUGACGCUGAAAUUCCUCUGAAAAGGAAGGGCCUGACUAAGCACAGGCGGAGCCCCGCUUAUCAGCAGGAGCUGACCGGGCCCGCAGACAAACAGAACCCCGCCGGGACGACCCAGAAUUCGUUUUCUAGUCCGUUGGAUCACAGCGUCCAUGAGAGCUCCAGGCAUUACGACGAGUCGGGGGACGAAGACGAGGAAGAACCUGAGAACCCUCGCUCCGUCAAUGGCCGUGAAGUGACUGGUUUGAACAAAACAGCCGGAGAGUACUCUGAUUCGGAUGAAGAAGGAGCUUUGAGCCCAAGCGAGGCUCAGAGCCGACCGGAGCCUCGGCGGAGCCGCAUGGCUGCGCCCCUCUCUCCGUUAGACGAUCGAGGCUCCCAGGUCAAAGGCAAGAACAACGCGCCCAGCCCGCUCGGGUCUCGGAAGAUGGUGCGGGGAGAGGACGAGGAGGUGAACGGAGAGGACACCGACCCGUUUGCGGGCUCACAGAGGUAUCCCAGGAAGAGCAUUUACGUCUCCCUCGCCGAGCAGCGCGGAGCCAAGGCCGGGAAAAACCACUUCGACGGCGAGGACGGAGCCGCCAGAAGCAACAGCGCGACCCGGUUCAGCGUCGGGCUGAGACCGCGCUUCUCCGGCUACAGCAGCCCGGCCCAGACGCACAAGGGGAACCACUCCAACCACAGCCCGCCCCCGAACCACGCGUACAGCCAGACUGCGCCGAAGAAGAAGCUGUCUGUCCCGGAGGACGAGCUGCUCCUGCAGUUCAGGAGGGAAGAGCCCGCGUCCUCCGGCAGCUUCAGCGCCCACUAUCUGUCCAUGUUCCUGCUCACCACAGCCUGCCUCUUCUUCCUGCUGCUCGGCCUCAUGUACCUCAGGAUGAGGGGCUCCGUGGAGGCGGACGGUGUGAUCAAAAGACACCCGUUUGGAAGAGAGUUUGAUGAAUCCUAUUCUGAAGAAGAGAAGGACCUGAUCCUGACGCUGCUGCUGAGCCUUCACAACCACCUGGCUGUCGUAGCUGGCCAGCAUGAAUGUGGAGACCUGCAGCAUCCCAACAGGAGUCUGUCCCUGAACCAGUCCUCCACCUACCUGCAGGCGCAGAAUCAGGAGUUUGAGAGCUUCACUCUAGUGGCUCUGGAGUGGAUCAUCAAAACAGACCAAGACGUGGGGUUAAGGCUGCUGGGAGAGGACCCCCAGGUUCCUGUGACGGACGUCUCCGAGAUUUCCCAGCUGGAAUCCACUCGUCCCAGAAUGCCCCUCACCUGCCGCCUUCGCCGGGCCUUCCUCACCGUUGGCAGUAAAGUCCUGCUGGUGGCAGCCGCUGCCGCCGCGGUGUGGGCCACGGUCCGCUACCUGAAGUUUCGCUGGAGGAGACAGGAGGAGGAGACCAGGCAGAUGUACGACAUGGUGGAGAGGAUCAUCGACGUGCUGAGGACUCACGGAGAGGCAUGCCAAGAGAACCAGGACCUGCUGCCCUACCUGCCCAUCCCUCAUGUCAGGGACUCGCUGGUGCUUCCACAGGACCGGAAGAAGAUGAAGAAGGUUUGGGGCCGGGCCGUCUGCUUCCUGUCAGCCAACGAGUCCAGAAUCCGAACGGAGACGCAGAGGAUUGGGGGGGCCGACUUCCUGGUCUGGAGGUGGAUUCAGCCCUCCCUGUCUGGGGACAAAGCCAACCCUAUGCCCUCCAAAGUCUGGCAGGGACAAGCAUUCCCUCUGGACCGGAGGAAUUCCCCCCCCAACAGUCUGACUCCAUGUCUGAAGAUCAGGAACAUGUUUGACCCCAUCAUGGAGGUUGGGGAGAACUGGGACUUGGCCAUCCAUGAAGCCAUUCUGGAGAAGUGCAGCGACAACGACGGGAUCGUCCACAUCGCUGUGGACAAGAACUCACGAGAGGGCUGCGUGUACGUGAAGUGUCUGACUGCAGAGCAUUCGGGGAAAGCCUUCAAAGCUCUCCAUGGCUCCUGGUUUGACG